Zeugodacus cucurbitae (melon fly) is the source of this 1294-nucleotide messenger RNA. RefSeq lists its product as uncharacterized. Bases 801 to 1277 code for a protein of 158 amino acids. The record is from RefSeq and is a predicted model, not a curated record. The transcript is spliced from 4 exons. Lineage: Eukaryota; Metazoa; Arthropoda; Insecta; Diptera; Tephritidae.
AACUGAACUUAUUUAUGUUUGGAUAUUAUAUCAACAACUCUGCUCCCGCUUCCAAUAUAUGUCUCUAGGGUCAAGCACUGGUCGAUUAAAUCGUUUUAUAUCAAUCUUGGACAUUUGUGUCAACAUUAAUCCAACAAAAUAUUGUAGAGAUCUGUUUGCAUCCCAAACUUAUUCUUUACUGAAAAUGUCACUUUUUGAGCCGAAUACUCGACAUUUGCGGGAAUGUCUCUAGGGUCAAGCACUGGUCAAUUAAAUCGUUUUAUAUCGAUCUUGGACAUUUGUGUCAACAUUCUUCUUCUUGACUGGCGUAGACACCGCUUACGCGGUUAUAGCCGAGUCCAAAACAGCGUGCCACGUAUCCCGCCUUCUGGCAGUUUGGCGCCAAUUCGUUAUUCCAAGCGAAGCCAGGUCCCUCUCCACCUGGUCCUUCCAUCGGAGUGGAGGUCUCCCUCUUCCUCUGCUUCCACCAGCGGGUACUGCAUCGAAUACUUUCGGAGCUGGAGCACUUUCAUCCAUCCAACAUUAAUCCAACAAAAUAUUUGUAGAGAUCUGUUUGCAUCCUAUACUUAUUCUCAACUGUCAAAAUGUCACUAUUUGAGCCGAAUUCUCGACAUUUGCACGGAAUACGCAUGCUGCCAGAAAGAUGGUCGAAAAUAGUAAUUAGCGACGGCCAAUAACAUUUUUGUAACCGUUUUUUACAAAAAAAAGCCUUAAAUUAAAAAAAAAAACGCGGAAACAAAGUUGUAGACCUAAUAGCAAUCAAUAGGCCUUCACACUUAGAAGGGUUCGCUGAAGUUCUGAUGGAACGAAAGAAGCAUGUGGUACAAAAUCAAGAUGAAUUAAUCUGUGAAAUGAGAGAACAGUUGAUGCAUUGCCUCAAAAACUCUUUAGAUCGAUUUUGGGAGGAAUAUAGUGUUACGGAUCGAAUAGCUGAGUUGGAAAUGUUAAAAGAGCAAUAUAAACAAUUUGAAGGAAGUUCAUGGAAUGUUCAACACAUGAAACCUUUACAGAGGACUUUGCCGUUACGAAUGCGCUUUAAGGAAGCCAGAUUGCAUUACCUUGAAAAACAACUGAAGUAUCAAAAUGAACAGUUAAAGAGUUUAAUGGCGGUGAACUGUAGAGAUCGAUCUCGGAUCCACAACAUGGAACAUCAAAGAAAAUCAAUGUUAGUUACUUUAGUACGAUUCACUAAAGAUAUUAAAACAAUAAAAUCGCUUGCCAAGCAAACAACAGACGAUUUAAUAUUUUAUAUUGAUAAUGAUUUGGUUUUAAAAUAAAUAUAAAUUUAAACGUA